Panonychus citri (citrus red mite) is the source of this 1188-nucleotide messenger RNA. RefSeq names its product probable glutathione transferase omega-2. The record is from RefSeq and is a predicted model, not a curated record. Lineage: Eukaryota; Metazoa; Arthropoda; Arachnida; Trombidiformes; Tetranychidae. Gene Ontology annotation, cellular component: cytoplasm.
AUAUAAUUCAGUUGCUUUCAUUGAAACAUUAAAAUGGCUUCAGAAAUUUUGUCAACUUAUCACAAUAAAGCUAGUAAAUUUCAUCCGGAAAAUAAUGAUCAACAAUUAACAAUCUAUGGAACAAUAUUUUGCCCCUUUGUAAGACGAGUCUUAAUUACGUUGGAUAUUAAACAAAUUCCUUACAAUUUCAUUGGAAUUGAUUUACUCAGUAAACCUGAUUGGUAUCUAAAGGUUAAUCCAACCGGUCGUGUACCUGUUUACAAGGAAGGAGAUAAACAAUUAACUGAAUCAUUGGUAAUCGUUGAUUAUAUUGAUUCAUUUGGUUGUCCAUCAAUCCACCCAACUGACCCUUACAUUAAAGCCCAAGGAUUAAUUCUGGUUGAUCAAUUGUUCCCAAUCGGAUUAACCGCAAUACGAAAUCUUAAAAAUAAAUCAACAAUUGAUGAAAAGAUUGAAGAAAUUAAAAAAGCCCUAAAUGAACUGGAAACUAAAUUACAAACAAUUAAGACAAAGUAUCUUCAAAGUGAUGAGAAACCUUAUUAUUCUGAUUAUAUGAUUUAUCCAGCAUUGGAAAUGAUUAUCCCGAUAAUCAAAAUCUUAAAUGAUCCUUCAUUAAAUUGUGAACAUCAUUUAUCAUCAUCUUAUCCAAAUUUAGCUAAUUACAUACAAUUAAUGUCUUCUAAUCAAACAAUUAAACGUGUCUGUCCAUCUGAUCAAGUUCAUUGUGAUUACUUUUCAAUGGUCAUUGAUACACUUUAAUUGUGUUAAUCUGGUUUCUUGUUUUCUUGUAUCACUUUCAUCAAAAUUAACCAAAACUGGUUAACAAUUUAUAUAUAUCCUGAUGUAUCGUUAAUUGUUAUCAAUUAAUCAAUGUUUCUUUGCUUUAAUCAACAAACUUAAUCUCUCCCCAUGAUUACCCUCGUUUAAUUAUUUACUCAGGUAAAUUGAAUUGAUUGGAAUUUUGUUUUCUAAAGUACUUUGAUAAUUAAAAAUGUCGUAAUAUUACAAAAUGUGAGAUAAUCAAUUAAUCAUUACUAGGGUAAAGAAAUUUACUCAUUUAAUUGCCACAAUCAAUUUUCUCAUGUGAUUGAUAGUCAAUGAUUAGAAUCAAAUUUUAAAUUUUAAAUUACUUUCAAAAGUGCAGAGAGAUAAUUUUACCUCAAGUUAUAAUAUUAAGUUUCCAAAUGC